CGACAGUCGAUUUGACGGUGAGGGAGAAAUCGACCGCUCACACACACUUUCCCCUCACUAGUCGACGCGUUCCUCAAUUUAAAAACGCAACUUUUUAAUUUUUAAAAAUCGAAUAAAGAUUACGCCCGCAAACAGAUGGCGCGAGUUCUAAAAUUAAAUCGAAAAAAUGUGAAAGUGAAUGCUAUUUUUUAAUCGAUUAAAACAAAUUAAUUACCUAUGUUAAAAAAAAAUAGAAUUUUUUAAAAUCGAAUGAAGAUUACGCACACAAAAAAGAUGGUGCAGAUUAUAAAAUAAAUAUACAAAAAAUGUGAAAAGUGAAUGCUAUUUUUAAAUCUUAUUAUUAUACGGUUAAAUCAAAUUUAUAAAUGCUUAAAAAAUUAUAUGAAAUUGUUACGCUGUGAAGUUGCGUCAGCCAAUGCGUGAUGUGACCUAGAUGUGAAAAAAAAAGUUUGGUUCACGGUUGUAAGUAGCUCGAGUUCUUGAUGAAGCCGUUACAAGAUGAAGCCCUUUAUUAAACAGGCGUUCGUGGUAUCCGGCGCAGCGCUGAACAUCGUGGGUCACGGCUGCGCGCACGGCUACCCAGCUGUGCUGUUCGCGCAGCUCAUCACCGACGGAGGCCCAGUCACGCUGACCGAUCAUGACACGUCCUGGAUUGCGUCAGCAGUAGGCGUGAUGGGUAUCGUCGGUAACUUCAUAUCACCAGUCCUCAUGACCCGCUUUGGCAGACAGAAAUCUCACCUCAUCUGUACCAUCCCAGCGUUACUCGGCUGGAUCGUAUUCGUUCUAGGAAACUCUGUACCACUUUUCUUACUAGCAAGAUUUUUGCACGGACUUGCAUUAGGUCUACGUACUCCUUUAGCUGCCAUAUUGGUAGCAGAAUAUACAGAACCCAAAUACAGAGGAGCAUUUCUGGGAACUUUCGCUAUAUCUUUAGGAUUAGGAAUUUUGUUAUCGCAUGUCUGGGGAGCGUAUUUGUCUUGGAAAAAUACUGCUAUAGCCUGUUCCUUAUUUCCUUUAAUUUCCAUGGUAAUAAUAAGUUUAUCCCCUGAAUCAGCGAGUUGGUUGAUUUCCAAAGGCAGAUUUGAAGAUGCUAAGAAAGCUUUUAGAUGGGUACGUGGGGAAGGCGAGGCGCAAGUAAAAGAAUUAGAAUCCAUGAUCAGAGCGCAAGAAAGAGAGAUUCAGUCAGCAGAAAUGAGGAAGAACAGACAAGUAAGAAAGGAGUUUAAGAUAAACAGGAUUUUCCGGUCAAUAACGGAUACACUUAAAACUAUAAUGAGGAUAUUUAAGAAGAAAGAGUUUUAUAAACCUUUGAUAAUAGCUAUAUGUAUGUUAAUUGUGUUUGAAUUUGGUGGAGCACAUAUGGUGCCGGCAUAUGGAAACUUAAUUUUACAAGCAGUUUUGGAUAAAAGCGACGCUAAAGAUGUAGCGUGGCAGUUUACUGUAAUAGAUUUGUUACGGACAGUUUGCGCUUUACUCGCUAUAUUUUUACUCAAAACAGUUAAAAGACGAACAAUUUUAUUUACUAGUGGUGCUAUGACAGUUUUGUCUCUUGCGUUAAUAUCUGCUUUUGUUUACUUGAGGAAAGCUGAGAUUAUUACUCAGACUUGGCUGUUGGAUACUGUACCUAUGACUUUGAUGGUUCUUUAUAGUGUAUCAUUUUGUUUAGGCUUAGUACCUUUAAACUGGGUAAUUUGUGGAGAGGUGUUUCCUUUGACGUACAGAAGUUUAGGGUCAACGUUAUCCACUUCAUUUUUGACCCCUGCUUUUGUUGUUUCUAUGAAAACAGCUCCUCACUUUUACUCCUCUAUAGGCGUAGAAGGUGCUUUCCUAGUCUAUUCUGCUACGUUGACAGUAUGUCUGUUGGUCAUGUACGCGAUGCUGCCAGAGACAAAAGACCGUACUCUGCAAGAUAUAGAAGACAGUUUCAAAGGCAAAAAGAAUUGUGAUAUCGAAGUACAACUAAGUUUAAUGGACGAUAAAAGUAACCUAGUUAGUAAAUAAGAACCAAAUUAUUUAACAAUAGUAUAAACAGUAAUAAUAAGGUUAGCAAAAAUUUAGCGCUAUUAUUAUACUACCUAAACACAAUCCAAUAUACACUAUUUGUCUUAAGCUUGUAGUUUUAGUACAAAACUCAUCAAUGCCUACGACGCGACGUAGCACUGACCCCGCGGCACCUAUCUACGCAACGUUCGUAAA
Molecule: messenger RNA, 2196 nt
Organism: Maniola jurtina (meadow brown)
Lineage: Eukaryota; Metazoa; Arthropoda; Insecta; Lepidoptera; Nymphalidae
Product: facilitated trehalose transporter Tret1-like
Exons: 4
Coding region: 499-2001 (500 amino acids)
Biological process (GO): transmembrane transport
Cellular component (GO): membrane
Molecular function (GO): transmembrane transporter activity
Source: RefSeq, a predicted model, not a curated record